AUGUCAUCUUCCCAACUCCAUGCAACAUCCUCACCUAAAAUACCAGUGAAUGGUCCUCGAGGAAGCCUGAAACAGAACAGCCAAACUACAUCUAUUGCAUUGAACGGGAAACGUUCUGCCUCUUCUUCCUCCUCAUCAGUAUCGACAUCUUUAAUGAAUUCGAAUUCGCAGCACCAUUCUCAUGCAAGCAAGAUUGGCAGCCAAUCACUCCCACAUGCAACACCCUCAACCAUCGCUACAAAGAAGAAGUCGCCAAACGAUUCUCAACAUGUGUUGUUGCUGCCAGAUCAACCUUCGGUCCCGUCAUUGCCAAUUAAGGAAAUUCCCUCAUGUACAAGCAACAGUGCACUUGAAGAUCAUUCGUUAGGGAUUGAAUGCUCACCAAAGAAUAUGAAGAACGAAUCCUCUUGUAAGGAAUCCAAAAGUACAUCAACGUGUCCCACACACUCAUCCUCCACCACAAAAACGGCACCAUCCAUUCCUCAGCCACCUCCAUUCCUAUUGACCACUCCUCGUGAAAGUGUUCAAACUCAGCAUGAUGAACAAGCACCACACGAACACGUUCAUUCGAAUGUUUCAAACUCUGCAUUACUCUCAAACAAGUCGUCGUCGUCUUCUCGAUCACCACCUCCAUCUUUGCAAUCACCACGACCACCCAUUUCUGUCUCACCUGCUCCAACAGAAACAACAACCACAACCACAUCCACCACUACAGUACCCUAUAAACCUCCUCUCAAGAAAGACGAUCUCAUCUGGGUCGACAUUAAAGACAAGUAUUACUUGGCCAAGGUCACUGGAAUGAUCAAGAAUGUUCAAGUCAUUUACAAUGAGAGAAGUCUUUCCAAUGCUCAAGAAUUCACUAAAAACGAUCAAGUCGAUCUCUCCAAGUGCUUUCAUGUGGACUUGGUGAGUCUGAAUGAUCAUCUUGAAAAACGAGAAAAUCUCUUAUGGAUCAGUCCAGGAUGUCAUUCAUUGCCACAAAUUGCUCAGACUUGGCUCAGUGUGGUCAACAAGUCCUAUGAAGAUCAGAAACGUUCUUCUCAAAUAUUUACCAUGCACAUGGGAGAGAGAAAUAUUCUCUUAAAGAAUCCUGACUUUUCCUUCCUCAACAAGACUCACGCGCAGGCCAUCAAAAGAAAUGGUCAAGACCUUGUGGAUUAUACUCAAACACAACUCAGACUUCACUCUGCUCCUCAUUGUUUGAAUCUCGUUCUUUUGGGAGAAGGUUCUAAAGAAAAGCAAGUGACACUUCAACAAGUGAUUAUGUCGUUACUUCAUAAGAAUUUGUUACCUCACGUUGGACAUUGUGGUGAGAAGGAAGAGUUACAACUCGAAUCGCCUCUUUCACUCCCACUGAAUCCUUCUUCUUCUUCUUCUACUCUUCUCUCAGCAGAGGAUUACGUCAAAGAGAUUCGAGUCACGGUUGGGUCUGCCUUAAAUUUAUUGUUGAUCUUUUCGAAUCACUUGUAUGAAAAGGCACUGACACAAACACACAUGAGAAAGGUUGUUCUGAGUUGCGAUUCACAGGCGAAUCGAAUCAAUGAUAUGAGAAUUCAUUCGAUCGCGAGAGAGAGAAUUCUCUCGACCAUUUCCAAUGACAAUGGUUCACAACAGAGAAAUCUUCCUCUCUAUCAAAUCUUCUUAUUAAUGAUUAGUGGAGGAGAAGAUUUGGAACAUCAUGUCGUGGCUGAUAUGAAUCAUUACAAACUCUUCCAGAAACACAAAGUCAAUUAUAAGGAUUUGAAUUUUAUGAAGAUGGAUCUCGGUAAAUUGAAUUCUUACUUUUCCAAAUUUGGAAUUAGCUCAGAAGAAACAGAUUUAGUGUACAGAAUUCUUUCUGCCUGCAUGUGGAUUUACAAUUUGGAGUUUUCCUCCAGUCAAGAAGGUGUUUCUUCUUCAGAAAAUUCAGAGACUUUGCGAGUGGUCAGUGAAUUAUUAGGGCUUUCUCAACGUCAAUGUGAAUCCAUUUUCACAAACUCCAAUAAGGUAAAUUUAAUGUUCGAUUACAUGUAUGGAGCCGUCCUGCAUUUCAUUGAGAAUCGAAUCAAUGAGAGACUUCAUGCUCUCAUUACUGAGUGGAGAAGUUCGGAGAGUAUUAAUGUUAAUACUACUAGUUUUGGCAACUCCAAGACUCCAAUGAAGGAAAUAUGUAUCAUUGAUCUUCCUGCUGCCACAGAGAACCACAAUCUCUCAGAUCAAUUCUUGGAUUUAUUUAACGCAAUGGCCAAUGAGACCAAUCUCUUGAAUGAAUUGUCUCUCAUUGAACAAGUCCUUCAUAAGGAUCAACUUUAUCAGGUCGAUCACAUCCUUUCUUCCUUUUCUCAUUCCAUUCCCAUCGAACAUUCAUGGAGUGAAAUGGAAUGGAUGCAUCGAUUGCGACCAUUAAGUGAAGAGAGCAUCCACACACUUUGUGAUGAAAUUUCACAAGCUCACUCUCUGAAAAGUCUCUUUCAUGAUGAGAGGACAUUGUGGAACGACUAUGAUCGUACGUUGGGUCAAGAGUAUUUGAAACGAGUGGCCCAACAUUUCAUGAAUUCACUCCUUUCUCCUACUUUGGAGACUAAAAGCUUCUUUAUUCAUUGCAUGACCUUUUCGAUUGAAAAGAAGACUUCCAAUGCUGUGUUUAAUCAAUGUAUUUCCUCUCUGAAAACCACUGGAUUUCAUCACCUCCUAAAUCUCUACGCUGGAAAUGACAAGUACAAUUACAAGAUGUCUCGAGAAAACUUUUCACAACACUUUGAAGCAUACUUUCGUUCCUCGAUCGAGAUCACCACGACUGGAGAUGGUCAUUCGAGAGACUCUUCUUUUCCUCCUUUGAUCAUGAAAGGAACAGAAUUUGUCUAUUUCCAAGAUUCUACUCUGUUACGAGUCCUGGAAAGUAUGAAAAACUUAGAAGAUGAAAAGAUCAGUCUUUUGGCUUCACUUCAUUUCGUGACGGAUGAAUUUCAUGAUCUCUUUGAGAAUAAGCGAGUGCGAAUGGAAAAUAUAUUCACUUCCGAGAGUUGUGAAGAGACAAACGAAAGAAACGACAAUGAUGAUAACGAUGAUGAGGAAGAAGAAGAGAAGAAGAAUGAAAGCACUUCUUUGAAUCCUCAACAAAAGGAUUUCCUAUUCGAGAAUCCUCUUCAAUCAUUGGCUCAUCAUCAAGAAAACCUUUUAGAGCAUGAGAUCAUGAUGACGGAGGACCACAGAGCCUUCAUGAUGUGCGACAUUCCAGAACAAGAGCUCCCCUAUCACUCGGCAUGUCUUGGAUUGACUGCCUUCUCGAACUAUCUGUCACCUCUUUCGUGUGAAGAAGGAAGACAAGUACCAUCUUGUCCUCUUCAAUCGCCUUUGAACCAAAGUUCAUUAUUGAAGAUUUCACAACCCUUGCAACAACAACAAUUAUUGCUUCAAAGAAGGCUCUCCUCAAACAGUAUUGAUAGCAGAAGAAGUAGUUUAGGAAAUCAUCCUCACUCUUCACCCUUAAAGGCCAUUCAAUGUGUCCACAAAUGUCGAAGUCAAGAAGGAGCCACAAGUUUCAUGUUUGAUUCCGUUGAAGCAAUGAAUGCUUUAGAUUUUCGUGAUUCCUCCAAAAUGGUCGUUCCUUCUCCUUCUUCGACUUUGAAAAGCAAUAGGCUACGAAUGAAACAAGUGGUAAUUCUUGAACAUGGACGUUCUCUGAAACAGUUGAAACCUGAUUUUACAAAAUUGUCUCGCAUCCAACAAGUUCAAAUUUCACAACAUACAAAACUCAUGAUCGAAUCGUUGAGUGAACAAUUGGAAGAUUAUGACAAUUCCAAUGUGUUGGAAGUGAGACCCAAACAAAUGAGUGCCUUUGUCACAUUUGUGGCCGAUUAUUGGUUCACCUACAUGCAUGACGAGAAGAAUACCUUAUCCUUCCUUAAAUCUUCAUCAGAGAGGAGCAACACGAGUGAUGAAAACUUGAAUCAUGAGGUCUUGUCAUGUCUCUUGGAAUGUUUCAAAUUAUUGAACUUUGUAAUGACCUUCUCAAGACAACGCACCGAAGUUGUGAAAAGCAUUCGAAGUGAAGGUCUUUUAAUCAUGUUGUGUGAAAGUGCCAUUCGACUUCAUUUCAAUCGGGAGAAUAGGAACGACUCUUUCAUGAAUGAAUGGAUGGAUGAAGAUUUCAAGAGUCCUGAACUGUUACUCUUCCAACAACUCAUUGUCUUGACCAUUAUGAAUUGCGUGAAACAUGACAAGAUGACUUGUGGAUUUAUUGUUCAGGAACAUUUAUUUUGGAGCUUUUUCGAAUGUCUCUGUUCACAACAUGAUGAAUGGAAGAAUGACAAGAAGAAUUCUUCCUUAUGGUCGUCCUUUUCCUCAAUGACUUCGAGUAGUAGUAGCAAUAGCAGCAGCAGCACAACCGCCGUCAUCACGGACGAUGUUCGUAAAGUAUUGAAUCUAUUAAGCAAGUACUACAUGGAGAUUCUCUCCCUUUUGAUUUCAGAUCCACACAGUUAUCAAUUCUUGAAUGUUCAAGUGAAAGAUACCUUAUCGAAUGGCACGUUACAAAAUGUCAAAUCCACUCUUUCGAGAUCCAUUUCUGGACACCUUUCUCAACUGAAACUGACCCCUCUCCUGAAUGCUCAAUUCUACAAAGAGGUGGCCCAACAGAUGAUCCUUCUCAUUCAGAAUCAUGACAAGAACAAUGAACAGGUGAAAGUUUUUGUGACUUUCAUUCAACAUGCCGUUCCUCUCCUCUCGUUCAAUUCCAGUUUAAUCCUCAUGAUCCUUCAGGAAUGGAUUGCUCAAAUGCAAGUUCGAUCCAUUCACUUUGUUUGCCAAGGUUUACGUGCUUUAGGAAAGAUUCAUGAAAAAUUGAGACAAGAACAAGGAACUGCUUCCAAAUUGUUGGGACUUGUUUUUUCGAAUCGAGAUGGUAUUCUGGGACAAGUCAUGGAAAAGACAGCUCUCUUCGAGAUUUUAAAAACGAGAAUUCUUCAUCUCUAUGAAGAACAGGUGUCGUCUUCCUUCGAGAUGAAUGAAUCCAUCAUCCUCAUGGAAGAGGAAUUUACAAAUCGAAACCAAUUUGGAAAUGAAACUUCUGCAAAGCCCUUGUCUUCCUCCUCUCUCCAGAGAGCUCCUCUUGAAAGUUUGGUCUAUGCCUUAAUGUAUUUGUGUGUCUUGUAUCCGAAUGUGAGAGUGAAAUUUGUCGAGUUUGUGUUUUCUUCAUCUAAGGAGAAUUGGUUUCCAAACAGUAAGGCCACCAACAACAACAACAACAAGAACCACAUGAGGAUGAUGAAUGGACUUGAGUUGGAAGACUUGUUGUCAAAGGAGAAUAUUGAGCAACGUCUUUCCAAGUUGGACUCUUCUCCCAAAGAAUUUUCACAAUUUUCACAACACCUCGCAAAGCAUCUUGCACAAAUGCAAACGACCACCAGCUCAAAGAUUGGAAGCCACGUCAAGAAGGCCUUCAACCACCAUCUUGAAAGAAAUACUGGAAAGGAAUGGUCCAAUACUAGUCAAUGGAGUGUGCAUUCUCUUCUCCAUGGAGAUUAUUCACAACAAAACCUCACGACCAGUUUUUGA
Messenger RNA from Naegleria fowleri, 5535 nucleotides. RefSeq lists its product as uncharacterized. Bases 1 to 5535 code for a protein of 1844 amino acids. The record is from RefSeq and is a predicted model, not a curated record. The transcript has a single exon. NCBI's taxonomy places the organism in Eukaryota, Heterolobosea, Eutetramitea, Acrasida, Naegleriidae.